UCAGCUGGUUGCUGGUUUUUUAAUUUUAAUAAUUAUUUUUCUCCAAGAUUUAACUUAAUUAAAUUCAAAGGCUAAUUACAGUGAAAAACCUAAAAAUGACUUCCUUAAAACAAAGGCAAAAAGAUGCCAUCAAACAAAUGUUAAACUUAAAUCAGCCCCUUACAAAACAUGGCUCAACGGAGCCCUCCUGGAAAAUUCUUGUUUACGACAGGAUAGGCCAAGACAUUAUUUCCCCCCUUAUUUCAGUGAAAGAAUUAAGAGAACAAGGAGUAACACUUUUCGUGCAAUUGCAUUCGGAUCGUGACUCGAUACCUGAAGUCCCAGUAGUGUAUUUUUGUGCCCCAACUGAAGAGAAUUUAGGUAGAAUCAAGCAAGACUUCCAAAGGGGGAUUUAUGAUAUUUAUCAUUUGAAUUUUAUUUCUCCCGUGUCUAGACAUAAGUUGGAAGAUUUGGCUUCUGCUGCUAUUGAAGCCAAUUGUGUAGCAAACAUUCACAAAAUUUAUGAUCAAUAUGUUAACUUCAUAUCACUUGAGGAUGAUAUGUUUGUUUUAAGACAUCAAAAUAGUGAUGCACUUUCUUAUUAUUCUAUAAACAAAGGAGAAAUCAAAGAUACAGAUAUGGAGGAUAUAAUGAAUAGUAUAGUGGAUAGUUUGUUUUCAGUAUUCGUGACUUCAGGAACUGUGCCUAUAAUCAGAAGUCCCAAAGGCAACGCAGCCGAAAUGGUAGCCCAAAAACUAGACAAAAAACUAAGAGAAAACCUAUUCGACACGAGAAACAAUUUAUUCUCAGCAGACACCCAAUCCUCAAACUUCAACUUUUAUCGUCCCCUAUUAAUAAUCUUGGACCGUAACGUUGACAUGGCCACCCCAUUACACCACACUUGGACCUACCAGGCUUUAGCCCACGAUUUAUUGGACUUGGCCCUCAACCGAGUAAUCAUUGAAGACACCAAUAUUAAAGCAGGAGCACGGUCCAAGCACAAACCUUGCGAGUUGGACUCGAAAGACAAAUUUUGGUCCAAUCACAAAGGAUCUCCUUUUCCAAAUGUGGCUGAAGCUAUACAAGAGGAAUUGGAGCAGUAUAGGUCAUCUGAAGAGGAAGUUAAAAAAUUAAAAUCUUCAAUGGGGAUUGAUAAUGAAAGUGAAGCAGCUGUUGCAAUGGUUACGGAUAAUACUGCUAAAAUUACUUCAGCUGUACAGUCUUUGCCGCAAUUAUUAGAAAAAAAACGCCUUAUUGAUAUGCAUACUUCAUUAGCAACUGCAAUAUUAAAUAAUAUUAAAUUAAGAAAACUAGACACAUUUUUUGAGUUGGAAGAGAAAAUAAUGAGCAAAACUCAGCAACUAGAAAAGGCCCUUUUGGAUUUAAUUGAAGAUAAACAAGCGGGCAAUUUAGAUGACAAAAUGAGAUUGUUCAUUAUCUAUUACAUUUGCGCACCUCAUUUAACUGAAGCAGAUUUGAAAAAGUUUGAAAAUGCUUUAGUUGAAGCUGGUUGUGAUUUAAGCCCUUUAGCUUAUAUUAAAAGAUGGAAGGGUUUUAUUAAAAUGGCAAGUGGAACUUCCAUAAACCAAUACGAAGGAGCUGGAACUAAAACAGUAAACAUGUUUUCCAAAUUAGUAUCGCAAGGGUCUAAUUUUGUAAUGGAAGGAGUCAAAAAUUUAGUUGUUAAAAGACAUAAUUUGCCAGUUACAAAAAUUGUUGAUCAUUUGAUGGAUUUUAAAAACAGCCAAGAAAUGGACGAGUACCACUAUUUGGAUCCCAAGCAGUUGAAGUUAACAGAAAUUCCAAAAAAUCGGUCACCUUUUCAAGAUGCUAUAGUUUUUAUUGUUGGCGGUGGCAAUUAUAUUGAAUAUCAAAAUUUGGUUGAUUAUGCCAAGGCAAAAACGACUGCAGGAAAUAUCAAGAGGAUUACUUAUGGGGCUUCGACUUUGAAUAAUGCAAAACAGUUUCUGCAUCAACUUUCCCUAUUAGGACAGGAAUUAUAAUUAAAUGCAUUUUUAUUGUUAAGUAUAAAAAAAAAUUUUGGUUUUUUAUUAUGCCUUAGCUGUAAGUGGAUGUUGUUAUUUAAUAUUUUAAUAUAUUAAAGUUUCUCUCUUACAUUUUUUCUCUCUAUUUCUCAAUUUGUAUCUAUUCCUGGCUCUUGAAUUCUUGUUUUUUUGCUUAAGUACUAGCUACCUUAUGAUUUAGUUUUUUGUAAAUUUUAAAAAAUCAUAACUUUUUUUCUAUUAUAGAUAGAAAGCUGCAUUCUUAUUCCAGUAAAGGACUACAAUACCUGAAAAUUUCAACUCAUUUGGACCUAUAGUUCCUGAGAUAAAAUCGUGUUAAGAGAUUUGGGGUGAUUUAUCAAUUUUUCAAUUUUUCUGAGUGCCUUUUUUCAUAGAUUUCGGCUUCAAAUCUGAGAAUAAUUUAGUGUAUGGAGUUUGGGGUAUGUUGAUUGAACAUUAGGAUACAAAAUCUCGAUAAAAAAAAAUUUGAAAUUUCAUCGUUUUAGUAAGAUAAGGUAUUAUGAUUUAUACCUACUUAUGAUUUAGAUUUUGGAAAACUUUGAAAGGUCGUAACUUGUUUUCUAUUAUAGAUAGAAAGCUGAAACUUUCACUGAAUUUUAUCCCAAUUAAGGGACUAUAAUCCUUGAAAAUUUCAGCUCAUUCGCACUUAUAGUUCCUGAGAUAUAAUCGUGUCAAGCAAUUUGGGGUGAUUUAUCAAUUUUUCAAUUUUUCUGAAUGCCUUUUUUCAUAGAUUUCGGCUUCAAAUCUGAGAAUAAUUUAGUGUAUGGAGUUUGGGGUAUGUUGAUUGACCAUUAGGAUACAAAAUCUCAACAAAAAAAAAAUUGAAAUUUCAUCGUUUUAGUAAGAAGGUA
Ceutorhynchus assimilis (cabbage seed weevil) is the source of this 2854-nucleotide messenger RNA. Lineage: Eukaryota; Metazoa; Arthropoda; Insecta; Coleoptera; Curculionidae. The record is from the annotation of a GenBank genome assembly.